Messenger RNA from Micromonas pusilla CCMP1545, 1437 nucleotides. RefSeq names its product wd-40 repeat family protein/notchless protein. NCBI's taxonomy places the organism in Eukaryota, Viridiplantae, Chlorophyta, Mamiellophyceae, Mamiellales, Mamiellaceae. Gene Ontology annotation, biological process: ribosomal large subunit assembly. The record is from RefSeq and is a predicted model, not a curated record. The transcript has 3 exons. The coding region runs from base 1 to 1437 and encodes 478 amino acids. Gene Ontology annotation, molecular function: protein binding. Gene Ontology annotation, cellular component: nucleolus.
AUGGACGGCACCGCGAAGCCGUCCUCCUCCUCCGCGGCGACGGCGACGGCGUCCGCGUCCGCCGCCGCCGGCGACCGCGCGAACGUCAUCGCACAGCUCGAGGACGCGGACGGAAAUCCCGCGGGCCCGCAGCUCGACCUCCCGCACGACGCGGACCACACGCAGCUCGAGACGCUCCUCAACGCGCUGCUCCAGAACGAGGACAAAGUCCCGUUCGCCUUCUACGCCGCGGACGCGGAGGUGAUCGGCCCGCUCGGCGCGCACCUCGCGAAGCGCGGCGCGUCGACGGAGACGGUGCUGAAGAUCGUGUACCAGCCGCAGGCGCUGUUCCGCGUCCGCCCGGUGACGCGCUGCUCGAGCGCGAUCCCGGGGCACGCGGAGGCGGUCCUCUCCGUCGCGUUCUCGCCCGACGGCAAGAAUCUCGCGAGCGGGAGCGGGGACACGACGAUACGGCUGUGGAAUCACGACACGGAGACGCCCAAAGCGACGCUGAAGGGCGCGUUCUAUCUCACACUGGUCCCCAUACGACCGCGUCAUUCCAAUUGGGUUCUCUGCAUCGCGUGGUCGCCGGACGCGCGGCUGCUCGCGUCCGGGUCGAUGGACAAGGACGUGCGGCUGUGGUCAACGACGGGUGAGGCGCGCGGCGGGCCGAUGCGAGGGCAUCGGAAGCACGUCACCGCGCUCGCGUGGGAGCCCGCGCACGUGCGGUAUCCGCCCGAGAGAUUGGCGUCGGCGUCCGCCGACGGCACCGCGAGGUGGGGCGGCGAGGGGUUGAUAUACACCGCGUCCAGGGACACGACGAUAAUAUGCUGGGACGCGAAGGACGGGAAGGUGGUGCGGCAGUUGAAAGGGCACGGGCACUGGGUGAACACGCUCGCGUUGUCCAACGAGUACGCGACGCGCACCGGCGCGUUCGAUCACAAGGCGAUCGCGCCCGCGAACGAUGAGGAGGGGAAACGUAUGGCGCGGGAGCGUUACGAUGUCGCGAUGGCCGGGCAGCCGGAACGGCUCGUCAGCGGCUCGGACGACUUCACGAUGUUUCUGUGGACGCCGGAGACGAGCAAGUCCCCGACGCGACGCAUGACGGGCCACGUGCAACUCAUCAACCACGUCGUGUUCUCCCCGGACACGAAGCUCAUCGCCAGCGCGUCGUUCGAUAAGGCGGUGAAGCUGUGGGACGGGAAGACCGGGGAGUUCAUCGCGACGAUGCGCGGGCACGUCGGACCGGUGUAUCAGAUCGCGUGGAGCGCGGACAGCAGGAUGGUGGUUAGCGGGAGCAAAGACAGCACGCUCAAGGUGUGGAGCGCGAGGACGAGGAAGUUGGAGUUGGACUUGCCAGGGCACGCGGACGAGGUGUUCGCCGUGGACUGGUCCCCGAUCGGGACGAGAGCCGCGUCGGGGGGGAAGGACAAGAUGCUCCGGCUGUGGAGGCAUUAG